Messenger RNA from Trichoplax adhaerens, 1230 nucleotides. RefSeq lists its product as uncharacterized. Gene Ontology annotation, molecular function: nucleic acid binding; metal ion binding; hydrolase activity. The record is from RefSeq and is a predicted model, not a curated record. The coding region runs from base 1 to 1230 and encodes 409 amino acids. Lineage: Eukaryota; Metazoa; Placozoa; Uniplacotomia; Trichoplacea; Trichoplacidae. The transcript has 12 exons.
AUGGCAUUCAUAACUAUUGAAAGAAUCUCUGUCCUUGAUAUUGUUAAGAAAAUUACAAGUAACGUUGAUGAAGUUGUAGAACAGUUGCGAUGUAAAAAUAAACACUGGAAAGUAUUUAAGAGAGAAGAAUUGCCAAUUCGUAUGCACUAUUAUGAUAACAGGCGUAUACCCGAAAUUGUAGUUUUGCCGGAUUCAAAUUGGAUCGUUAGACCUUCAUAUGAUCCUGAUUUCACAUCCUGCCAUGGCGCUAAUCACGGUUGGAACAAUCUGGAUCCAGACAUGAGAACAAUUUUUAUAGCAGGCGGACCAGCCUUUAAGAGUGGACUUAUUAUCAAACCCUUUUUAAAUAUCGAAAUUUAUAACUUAAUGGCUACUAUUUUAAAUGUUUCACCAGCUAAAAAUAAUGGGACACUUGGAAGACUACAUCAUAUUCUAAAAAAUCCUCCACCAAUUUCGAAAUCUAGUGCUAGUCUACCCGGUAAGGUAUGCAGAGUACCUCAAGAAUCUGCAAUCUUAGCAGUUAGACAGAAUUGCACCGAAUGUAUUUGUUCUUUUUGCCAUGAAUCGACUGCCUCUCCUAAUAAAGACACGUGCUAUCAUCGUGACAUACGAUUAGAUAUUGCAACACAGACUUCUAAUUGCUCAAAUUAUGUAAACUCCAGCUAUGAAAAGGGACAUCUCAUGCCUAAAAGCGAUGUAAGCUUCGAUGUGGUAACUCAAUCCAAUUCAAACAUGUUAUCUAAUAUCGUACCGCUCCAUGCUGCAUUUAAGACAGGACCAUGGAACUACUUGGAGAUGUUAAUUAAUAAAUGGUCUAAAAAGUACGGAGGGAUUUUUGUUAUAUCAGGAGCAAUGAUAAAAGCCGAUCAUGAAACGGUCAUGAGCGAUCCUUCAUAUUGGCUAAACGGCGAAAUAGGCUCUGUAGCUAUUCCGACGCAUCUUUAUAAAAUAGUUGUAAAAUGUCAAGACUCGGAUCAAGUCGCAUGUAAUGGAUCAGCAAGCAAUCACAAACCAUGUGGUGGUAAAUUGGAAGCAUUAUCAUUUAUACUGCCACAUAGUAAAUCAGCCUCACCUCAAUGUCACUCUGCCGUAUCGCAAAUCUUUGAUCAUGUUUCCAGUAUAGCUGAUAUCGAAAAAUUGACUGGCAUCGAUUUCUUCCCUGAACUUUCAGCAGAGUUACAAGUUACGUUUGAAACCCAAACACCCACAGAGUUAUGGUCGAUUUUUUAA